This is a messenger RNA of Cucumis sativus (cucumber), 597 nucleotides long. RefSeq lists its product as uncharacterized. The coding region runs from base 1 to 597 and encodes 198 amino acids. NCBI's taxonomy places the organism in Eukaryota, Viridiplantae, Streptophyta, Magnoliopsida, Cucurbitales, Cucurbitaceae. The record is from RefSeq and is a predicted model, not a curated record. The transcript has a single exon.
AUGACGAUUCUCUACCCGAUGUUAACUCCACACAACUACACGGUGUGGACGAUAAAGGCAGAAGCAAUCCUCGAUGCCCAAGGAGUUUGGGAAGCAAUAGAGCCAGCGAAAGGAGCCGAAGUGGAUGUGAAGAAAGACAAGAAGGUGCAUGCAUACAUUCUCCAAUGCAUCCCGGAAGACGUGCUUCUACAAAUCGCAAAGAAGAAGACCGCAAAGGAAAUAUGGGAUAGUCUCAAGACAAGGUACUUGGGCAGUGAGCAGGUGAAGAUGGCGAGAGUUCAAACCUUGAAGAGUGAGUUUAAUGUUCUUCGGAUGAAGGAAACCGAGACGGUCGAUGAGUUCUCAGGAAAAAUCAGCGGAUUAGCAAGCAAGUUCACCACCCUUGGAGUUGCACUUGAGGAUUCAUCAUUGGUCAAGAAGCUCCUCGAUUUCGUCCCUGACAAAUAUCUUCUCAUUGUCACCGAAAUCGAGCAAUUCCAAGAUCUCGAACAGCACGACUCCGAGAAAACAAUAACAACACCGAUGGACAACUCCUACUUACCCAUGCCGAAUGGAAAGCUAGACAAAAAGGACAUAGUGGUGACAACUCUUCGAUGA